AUGACAAGAAAGAGAAACUGGGAUGAAAAGGAAAUUGUGGUGCUCACUGAGGAAUGUAGUGCCAUCAUACAAAAGAAGCUUCCCCAGAAAUUAAAAGAUCCUGGGAGCUUCCAAAUCCCCUGCAUCGUAUGGGAAAUAAGCAUUGAGAAGGCACUAUGUGAUCUGAGAACCAGCAUCAACCUUAUGUCCUUGGCCAUGAUGAAAAGAAUGAGGAUAGAAGAGGCCAAACCUACAGGAAUGGCUCUUCAAUUAGUUGAUAGGACAUUCAGAUUCUCCCAUGGUGUGGUGGAAGAUUUGUUGGUAAAAGUGGAAGAGUUUAUCUUUCGAGCUGAUUUUAUUGUACUUGAUAUGGAGGAAGAGGCUAACACAUCAAUCAUCUUAGGAAGACCAUUCCUAGCUACUGUUGGAGUCAUAAUUGAUGUUCAAAAAGGAGAAUUAGUCCUGAGACUGCAUGAAGAAAAGAUGGUUUUUAAUGUUUUCAAAGCAAUGAGCUACCCCAAAGAAUCUAUUGGUGAAUGCAUGAUGGUGGAUACAAUGGAGAAGCUAGUCCAAGGAGUUUUGGAAGAAGAAUAA
This is a messenger RNA of Arachis stenosperma, 573 nucleotides long. RefSeq lists its product as uncharacterized. The transcript has a single exon. NCBI's taxonomy places the organism in Eukaryota, Viridiplantae, Streptophyta, Magnoliopsida, Fabales, Fabaceae. The record is from RefSeq and is a predicted model, not a curated record. Bases 1 to 573 code for a protein of 190 amino acids.